This is a messenger RNA of Drosophila kikkawai, 1458 nucleotides long. RefSeq lists its product as uncharacterized. The record is from RefSeq and is a predicted model, not a curated record. Lineage: Eukaryota; Metazoa; Arthropoda; Insecta; Diptera; Drosophilidae.
CAGGCUUGCGCUUCAUAUCGAGCAGCUCAAAUCAUAUAUAUUAUACAGAUAUCUGUUGGCAACAAUUAUUACAAAAGCGGGUAGAGCUCACAGAACCGAAGCCAGUAACCGAAAUAAAACCAGGCCAUGUAUAAUUUAAUAGAGUAUAUAAAGCACAAGAGUGUAAAUUCAGUCGGUACCAGUACAGUGAAGCUUAAUGCCAAUGCCCAGGAGUUUGUGCCACAACUGAAGAAGAGGGAAGCGAUAUAUGGAGCUGACUUCGAUUUUAAGACAAUGAAACCAGAAAUUGUGCCCUUCGAUGAGCGUAUGCCAAAAUGUAAACUGACAUUGCCAUGGAAAGGGUUUCCCAGGAAGCCGGAUAAGGCCCCUGGCAGCACCCAGAUUGUGUUACUAAAUGAUGUGGACUAUAUGAUUGUGCCUCGCGCCAAGAAUGUAAAGAGGUCCAAGGACGAUGCCCCUCUGGCUGGCAAGGAAAAUCCCCCGGUAUCCAAAGUGGAAAAGCUUCCCAAGGAAAAUGUUCCUGUUACUUCAACGACCGCAAGGCUUUUGGAUAUGGAGGAGAAGCGACGCGAGAAGGAAAGAAAGGUGGCAGUGGAGGCCUUAAAGUUGGUGGAACAAAGGCGCAUGCGUGGUGCCUUGCUUCCAACCGCUCAGAACUUUGAAAAUCCCGAGGCCCCGGCGCCGAUAGUGCAUCUGUCACGAUCUCCAAUCCGAUAUAAUCCAGAGGAGAGGAUCAAAGUGGACCGCUUGAGAGCCGCCAAGAAGGAGAGAAUCGAGAGGGUCCUCAAAGAGAUGCACAACGAGAAGGUGCAGCUGGAGAACUUCAAAAAAUGGCAGCUGAACAAGGUUCACCUUGACGCCGGUGUAUCCACCACAGAAAAUAAAUCUGUGGUGGCUGCCACCAGGCGAUAUAUCCCUACCGCCAAGGAAUGGGACGAGCAGUGUCGGGCCAAGCACCUGGCCAUCCCCAAAUUGAAUGCGGUCAAAAUCAGGUCAACUGAAGUUGAGAAACGAGAGGACCCCAAGACCACCGAUAUUCCUCGCUAUCGUCCCCCGUCCCAGCUCCUUAUGGGGGAGAAGCGCAAGGGAAAUUUCGCCCACUCGCUACCCAUUAAAAACUGGACAUAUCGCCGGCUGCCACAAACUUUGCCGCCAUUAAAGAAUCGUAUGGGAAAAGUCGUUCAGCGCUAUAGCAUCGAGCAGCUGCUGCUAUUGGAACCGCAGCCCGAGGAUCUUGGAAAGCCCGAUCUCGAUCAGGGACUCGGGCGUUUGAACAUAAUACGCGAAUAGCUGAGCCGUUUUAUGGAUGUCCUUAUUCCUAACAUCCUUACAUUCCUAUUUUCCUUGAUGUUCAUUAGUAAUUGUUUGUAUUAGUUUCCAUUUUGGGUUUUUCUUCAUUGAAUUUUACUUUGAGAAGGGAUUUUAUAUCUUUUGUGAUAAAAUAAAAACACUCUUGCA